AUGAUGAGAACUUCUCCUAGAGAUUCGAUAAGCAAUUUGCCAGAUGAGAUACUUGGCAAAAUCUUGUCUUUGCUUCCGACAAAAGUGGCUGCUUCCACAUCGGUUCUGUCCAAGAGGUGGAGGAAUCUGCUAGGUCUUGUAGACAACCUCUGCUUUGAUGAGUCGGUGGUUGUUUAUCCCAACAAAGAAGAAGCUUUUAAGUGGUUCACAUCGAUUCUGUGAUUUCGUAGAAAAGACAUUUGCUCUGCUAAGCAAUUCUCCCAUCAAGAAAGUGUCUGUGUGUCAUAUACGUAUAUGUGAAUGUGAC
Arabidopsis thaliana (thale cress) is the source of this 307-nucleotide messenger RNA. Its product is annotated as F-box family protein. Bases 1 to 222 code for a protein of 73 amino acids. Lineage: Eukaryota; Viridiplantae; Streptophyta; Magnoliopsida; Brassicales; Brassicaceae. The transcript has a single exon. The record is from RefSeq and is marked reviewed.